Messenger RNA from Diabrotica virgifera virgifera (western corn rootworm), 15517 nucleotides. Its product is annotated as maternal protein pumilio. Gene Ontology annotation, biological process: post-transcriptional regulation of gene expression. Gene Ontology annotation, cellular component: cytoplasm; nucleus. NCBI's taxonomy places the organism in Eukaryota, Metazoa, Arthropoda, Insecta, Coleoptera, Chrysomelidae. Bases 690 to 3020 code for a protein of 776 amino acids. Gene Ontology annotation, molecular function: mRNA 3'-UTR binding. The record is from RefSeq and is a predicted model, not a curated record. The transcript is spliced from 10 exons.
UAAUGCGCAAGCUACGGAAGAGGUCGUAUCGAGAGUCAUUCGCUACUGUUCGCUCACCAUUUACGUUGCCGUCGCUGUCUUCGAUGUCGAGCUCCUCGCUGUUUCCCUCAAUUGUUUUUCUUUAUGGAAAAUCGCGGAUGGCCGUGCCAUCAGCCACCUCGAUCAGGUGGUAACGGCGACGGGGAUUUAGCCGCCGCCAGAAGUGAUUGUUUAUUAAUUUUUACUGUGCGAAGUUUUUUUUUCUGCGAAAGCAUGAGUUUUAAGUUCGUUUUGGGUGAUUCGUUUUACGGAAUAAAAAGCAGUAUGUUGGCUGCCCGUAUCCCAGAGUCUGUGAUAGCGUAAGAAAAAAAGUGGAUUUAGAAAAUUUAUUUGUCGAUUCAGUGCAUCUCCGACAGUGCCUUUAUUUUCGAGAAAUAUAAAAAGUAGUAACUCUUUAAGAACCAAAGAUAUAGUUUACGUGUGAUAUAAAAAUAUAUUUAAAAACUUGUGAUAAUUCGUUUAUAUACAUAACCUACAUACAUAGUACAAUAAAAGGACCAAAAAGUAAUCACAAAAGAGCUUUAUGACUGUUUUUUCACUACGACAUAUCCCUAAUAUUUAUUAAAUUAUUUAUUGUGUGUUGUUCUUAAAAACUAUUUAAAUUAUCGUGUAUGUGUUAUUAAAAUUCGUGUGCAAACAUUGUGGACAACAUGGUUGUGUUACAAGAAACUGGGUCUCCCAUACACGCGCCAGCUGCCAUUUUGGAUCAUCUGGAUUACAGGCGCUUGAAGAUGGUACCGAAGAGGUAUCUCAGUAUUCAUCCGUAUCUCACACCCUUUUGUGCCAAGGAUCUCAAAACACAAAUCCAACUCUUCCGAUCUCAGCAGUCGCAAGCUGCAACACCGAGCGCGGCACAGCUUCAGCUGUUGCAGCAGCAACAACAGCAGUAUUUGGCGCAACAACAGCAAGCCGCAGCAGCAUUUCCACAACCCCCCUACCUCGUCAAUCCCCAGCAGGAGCCUUACUUGAUAACGGCUGGGGUGCCGGCGCAGUACUAUGGGGUGGGACCAUGGGUAUAUCCCGCUCCUCCGGCGAAUCUCAUCCAGCAAGGUGCCAGUAAUGGAGCUAGACGACCGCUUACCCCUAACGGGACGACUGAGGCGCAGCAACAAGUGCAGCCGCAAGUACCAGGAGGCUACAUCGUUCCUUACUACGACCAGAACGCGACCCCCAUCCUGAUGGCGCAGAACGCCGCUGCCAUGCGCAACGGUACGCCAAUGCGUUUGGUGUCUCCCGCGCCCGUACUGGUGCAACCGCAAGCCGCCGCAGCGGCAGCCACGAGGCAAACGCAAGCCGCAGCGGCCGCGCACGCUGCAGCCGCCUCUUUGUAUUCCAGCACGCAGCAAAGUCUGUACGGUGCCACGAAUGUCAACACUUCUGUCAAUGGGACCACUCUUGGAGGUGUGGCCCAAGGUGUGGGUUCUGGCCUGUUUCAAACUUUACACGCUCCUCCGUCUGGUCCAUUCGGUAGCUCAUCAUUGGGAAAUAUCGGCUCAUCUGCAACUACUACAUCUUUGCAUACAGAUAAUUUGACUGGCCUGGGCCUAACUACCACCACGACAGCUCGAAGAGACUCCUUCGAUCGUAAUACAUCAGCCUUUUCCCCAUCUCUGGAAUACAGACAGAAGUGGCCCACGUCAUAUAACAUCGGAAGCAGUCCGAGCCCAUUGACGGGAAGCUUAACGCCGCCUCCCACCGCUCCUCUACAACUGGGCGGUCUCGUCAAUUCUCGGGUACUAUCUGCAGCGCCUGGAGCCGAAGCCAAAUACAGAAACUCUGUCGCUGCCGGAUUGAACACCACGGCGAUUUUCGGGUCUACUAAUAGUCUGUUUACGAAGAUCAAUUCUACGUUAACUACAGUUCCAGCGACGCUAGAUAAAGGGCCGCAAGGGAGGUCAAGAUUGCUGGAGGAUUUCAGAAACAACAGAUAUCCAAAUCUUCAGCUGAGGGAUUUGGCUAACCACAUUGUUGAAUUUUCGCAAGAUCAACAUGGCUCUCGGUUCAUCCAACAGAAACUGGAACGAGCCACUGCGACAGAGAAACAGAUGGUCUUUAACGAGAUCCUUUCCGCUGCUUACAACCUCAUGACGGACGUGUUUGGGAACUACGUUAUACAGAAGUUCUUCGAAUUUGGAACACCGGAGCAGAAGACUACGCUAGCGCAAAAAGUUCGCGGACAUGUUUUGCCCUUGGCCUUGCAGAUGUACGGUUGUCGAGUCAUACAGAAGGCACUGGAGUCUAUACCUCCAGAACAACAACAAGAAAUCGUUCGAGAGCUAGAUGGACACGUUUUGAAGUGUGUUAAAGAUCAAAAUGGAAACCACGUUGUGCAGAAGUGUAUUGAGUGUGUUGAUCCCAAUGCUUUACAGUUCAUAAUUGCUUCAUUCUCUGGACAAGUGUACACUUUAUCCACCCAUCCGUACGGCUGUAGAGUAAUCCAGCGCAUUUUGGAGCAUUGUACACCAGAACAGACGGCGCCAAUUUUGGCGGAACUACAUCAACAUACUGAUCAGCUGAUCCAAGAUCAAUUUGGAAACUACGUUAUUCAGCAUGUGCUAGAGCAUGGAAAACCAGAAGACAAAUCUCAAUUAAUCAACAGCGUUAGAGGCAAAGUGUUGGUGCUGAGUCAGCAUAAAUUUGCCAGCAAUGUGGUUGAGAAAUGCGUGACACACGCCACAAGAGCAGAAAGAGCACUGCUCAUUGAAGAAGUGUGUGGAUUUAAUGACAACGCUCUCCACGUAAUGAUGAAAGACCAAUACGCCAACUACGUGGUCCAGAAGAUGAUCGACGUCAGCGAGCCGACUCAACGCAAGGUGCUGAUGCACAAGAUUCGUCCGCAUCUCAACUCUUUGAGAAAGUACACAUACGGCAAACACAUCAUCGCCAAAUUGGAGAAGUACUUCAUGAAAGCACCAGGAUCGCUCAGCUCCAUCGGAGGGGAGCUCGGCCCCAUUGGCCCCCCAACCAACGGGGUGCUUUAAAUCAGCCACACUCAUGGAAAAAAUCCGUUUCAGUUUUAUUUAAAUAUUGAUUCCAGUAUUUUUUCGAGUUGAUUGCUGCGUUUUUCCUUACUACGACACGUACGAACCGUAUUUUUGAGACGAUAGACGAAAAAGUAAGAUAGUAUGUUUUCACGUUUAUUUCAAAACUACUCUUUUUGUCUCUUCUAUCGAAAAAUCUGGUUAUGUUUCACCUGUCUAUACUUUAUUUCACGUUAAGAACGGAACGUUUGGCUUAUGCAGGUCAGUGUUGCCAAAGCUCUCGGGCACGUAUUGCUACUAGACUGCCAAUAUACGGUUCAUUCUACUCAGGCGGCGCAGCAUGGCAUUGGCGCGCUUCUAGCGUCCAUAAGAAAUACGUAGCCCUAUAUAUGCGACGUUCCAUUCUUAAUGUGAAACGCUCUAUAGUAUGAAAGGUCUUAAGGAAAUAAUUUUUAUUUGACAUAAACUGCAUAUGCAAGUAACAAAUUUGGUCGUGUAAAAGUAUUGCUAAUAAUACAUUGGUACUACCAUGUUUGAAAUAAAUAUAGAUUGUAUUACUUUUUUUUAAGUAAAUAUGUAUAGAUGAUGUAUAUAUUUUUCAAUUGAAUUGACAAAGAAUAGUUCAAGGUGCAUGUGAAUAUAUAGUAUUUUACCAUUUCGUAUGUAGUUCUAACAUAUGGUUGUUUGUCUCGUAUUUAAGUACUACUAUGUUGGUAAUUAACUUUUUUUUCGUAAUUUUCAUUUUUUUAUCAAGCAUUUCUUUUAUUUUUGUUUCUCUUAAGGUUAGUUAUAGGUAAGGAUUAUCAUGUAUACAUAAUUUCUUGUAUUAUAAUUAUUGUAUUUAUGUAUUUGACUUGAUUAUGUUCUCCUAAUAUUUCCGUUGAGUGGCUUUUUUUCGACACAUUGUUUGCUAGGUGAUAGUAUUUUAGUUUAAUCAUCAUUUUUUUCGUGAAUAAUUUUUGAUUCUGUGAGUCCUGAACUUUGGUUAUUAUUGGUGUUGUAUUCAGUUCGGGUAGAUGAGAUUUGGAUUUAUUAUUAAUUAUAUAUAAAAAAAAAUAACAAAAAGACAAGCAGUUUAAGCAGCGUGCAUGUUCAUUUUUGUCUCCUCGCGGAAGAUAUUUGUUUAUCAAAAAUAUAAUAAGGAAGUAAGAAAAAUUAAAAUGAAUCUCAAUUAUGGAUGAAAACAGUUUUUUGUAAAUAGAACUUCGAAUGUAGAAACAUCAAGGCACUUUUUGAAGACACAUUAUUGCUAAAUACGCGCUAUCAAAACAUUCUUGGACUCCUGGCGCAAGCAAAAACAUGUCGGGGACCAAAAUUAAUGCGUGAGGAAUGUUUUUAUUGAAAGUGUCUUAGCUUUUCUACGUACAAUUACCUUAUAGAAAUCAUUACUCGUUUCUCUUGACAGUAAGCUAAAUAUUGUGAUAAGGUCCUCAGGAAAUAGACUUGAACAUCAUCAGAAUUCAUCCAAAUCUAAUGUUUUCUAGACGCACGUCAUCUAAAAUACACGCUUGUUCUUUUAAUCAAACUAUUUUAAAAAGUCUACAAAACAACGUUGAGAUCAAUUAAAUAAUUCACAAUUGUCUGCUUAUUUAGACAGAAAAAUGAAAAUAUUUGUCGACGUACCCCUGUAUUUCUCAUUUUCGAAGUAAAUGGAUUGUAGUUAAUAAUAAAAUCGUUUCCAUAGUUAACAAUAGGCGUGCUUUAUUUUAGGUAACGAAAAGUUUAAUACGGGGGUAACACUGUAUCUUCAUUUUUUUUGUUUCGCCGUUUUUUGUAGACUUAUCGAUGUCAACAUACACAACAUACACGCCGUUUGCAUUUAAAUUAGGACUUAAGGGUUUUUAUCAUUAUCUUAGAAGUUUUUUAGACGACGCCCUCUUCGUUUCCGUUACUAUCGAGAAGAGCUUCGCAUGGAUUUUAGAGGAUUUAGAAGGGUAAAAGGGUUUCUGUUUGUCGACACUUGUUUUAUAGGUAAAGUGUUUGAGUUGUAGGUAAAACUUUAUAUUCCAUCAGUUGUGAGGUAUUUAGACAUACAUAGAAGUUUGAUUUGGGCUCCACACUUCUAAAUUCCGCCUCAGGAUUGACUAUUUUAGGAUGUGAAUUUUGCCCCAAGGUUAGGUUACCCCCUAUCUGUAUAAUUUAUGUUUACAGAAAAUGUUAUUCCAUGUGAUAGAAGGUAUAUCCAUCUGUCAUUUGUCAAAAUGUGACUUAUCAGUAUUGACAGUGGACGGUAAAUCCGUCUGUCAUCUGUCAAAAUGUGACAUGAUAUGAAAAGUUACAUAAUAUGAAGAAAUUGUGUUCGGAGGCUGAAGUAUUAAUAAAAAAUAAAAGAGUGGUUCAAGAUGGAAAAAAUUAAGAAUUACAUAAAGAUCUAUUACUAUUAAGGAUUUUCGUAAAUGGGCACAUUUUUAACUAAUUGUAUGUUCUGUGUUGAAAAUCGAAUGGUUUAUCUGACCAACUGAAAUCUAAUAUCAACAUUAGCCGGACACAAAUGAUGAAGGAUAUUUUAUUCUAUGAUUUAAGAAUUUUAUGAUAGACGUUUUUAAAGAUGUCCGAAUGCGCACGAAACACAAAAACAAAUAGAAUUUGUUUUAUGUCAUAAUAAAAAUGACAAUCCUGUAAAAUGAUCAAAUUGUUCAGAAAGGGUAACGAAUAGUUUUAUGUAAAAAUGUAGAUAUUACAAUAUAUAUUUUAUAUCGUCUGUGACAAUUUUUAGCAUAUUUUUUUUGUAUCGAAAGUUUUAUCUGAAAAACUGACACCAUGCAUGGAAUACAAAUAAUUAAAGAGAUCUUGUAAGAAUUUUAUGACAGGAUCUUUUAAUGGCGUCACAAUGCACAUGGAAUACAAAGACAAAUAGAUUUUAUUUCCGGUCAUAAUAAAAAUGUGAUAAUUAUCGUAUAAUGAACUAUACUUAAUCGUUCGUUAUAUAGUUCAUUAAUGAUGGUUUUUUAAGAGGUGUUGAUCACUAUCUCACAUUAGGUAUCCAUCUUGUUCAAUGUUAGCGAGUUUUAAAAUAAAAUAGAAGCUGAAGGUUUGUUCCAACACAACGAGGAACCGUCUGUAACGAUCACGCUACUGCGUAGUAAACAAAAUACGUUCCAAUAAACAGAUAGCAUCGUCCGUCCGAUUGUUCCAAUAAAAAUCGUGAUUGUCAAGUAACAGUUUCGUGACGAUCAUUUCAGUAGACGGAUAAACGCAAGUACUGGUUGGGCAUUAGGCUGAUCUGUGCACUAGGACGAAUUACCGUCACUAAGAAGAAGAAGGACGGUACAAAUGAUGAACAUGCGCAUGAAAACGGUACAAGCAGUUUCGUGACGAUUUCUGGACCAUACAAAAACUGUGUGUUAAAACAAACCUGGAGUAAUUAGGUGAGAAUCAUUCUAAAGUGGACCUAACAUCAAACUUUCGUGAUCCAUCGAAAGACUGAACUUCUGUCAACCAAAUAACAAGUAGGUGAGACUGAUGGAAUAGAACUGACAUUAUGUAAAUAAUUUUAAUAAUUUUGCAAAUAGUCGACUUCAACAAACACCCCGCACCCUCUAUUCCUCCUUUAUAUUUGUAAAAUAUGUUCAUUUUGUCAUAAAAAGAAAUAUUUCAGAGAUAUAUUUAUUGAGUUGAUACUUGUUCAAAUUUGAUUGUGUAAAAAGAAAAAUUUUAUCAACUUGUAACAUAAGAAGUCCCUAUAAAUGUAAAUAUAAUUUGUAAAAAUUGUAUAAUUUGUCUUGUACAUAAUGCGGAUUUUUUUUCUAUAGUUGCGAAGGAAAACUUUUUGGGCUGUCUUAGGUCGUUUGGACGCCUGUCAUUACAAGGAAACUAAAAGCUUGGCAAGUAUUUGUGACCGUGUGGAAUAAUACAAUAAUUUGGUACAUUAUUUUUAAAUCAAUCGUUUGUUUUUUUUUUCAAUUUUCGCGGCACGAUUAUUUGUUGGCUUUCUGUUUGACUUGUGAUGGACGGGACAUAAAAAAAUAAACAAUUCCUCUUAGGACACAUGUUAAGCUGUUUAAAUGGUAGGACGUAUUUAAAAAAAUGUAGAACUUGAUGGCACUGUUUCUUUUUACGAUUUUAAAUAUAAAUCAUAAUUGUAUAAAUUUUCUCAGAUUCCAUUUUAAUAUUAUUAAUAUUUAUCAAUGUUCUAUGUCGCGAGGUGGUCCAGAUAUGUGUAUUUCUCUCCCAAAAAAGUAUUGGAAAAAAUUGCUCCCUAUACUGAGAUUUUUUAAUAAAUCAAAUUGCUACUGUCAAACAAUAAAAAAGUUAGAAAACUAGUACGACUGUACAUAAUUUGGUGAACAAUGUCAUGGAUAACUUGCUUAUGAGCAUAAUUACACAAAUUAACAAAAAUCGUUUUCUUCAUAAAGAAGAAAAAGUUUUUCUUCAGAAAUCAGUUUUUUAUUAAACGAAUAAGAGCAACACGAAUAACGUACCUUCGAAGUAAUCUUGAUGAAACUUGAGAUUACUCACUAGAGAUAAGAACACAGUGUUUUACAAAACGCAAAAAGUUCUAUGCAACCGCCAGCUGGGUAUCUCAUUGAGAACUAAAAUACUUAAGUGCUAUAUUUUCUCCACCUUGUCUACGGUGUUGAAGCCUGGACAAUGACAGAAGCAACACAAAAAAGAAUCCAAGCUGUACGAUAACUUGUACAUAUGUAUGAAUAUACUUUCAGAGGGUGUGGACUGUAUAUGAGGAUUGCUAGGUUCAGGUUCAAGUGGGAGUAUAAAGUAUAAGGUUUUAUACAGACAAUAUUGAUAUUUAUAUAAAGAGUCUUACCAGGUUGUGCAACGUUGUAGAUCACUAGAGCCGCGGUCACAAACGAAUUGAGUUUUGAUUGCCGCGCUGAUGUAUGUCGUCAAACUUGCGAAUUACUGUUCGUCACGUAACGUAACACGUAUUGCUAUUUCUUUUCAGCCCAAAAGAAAGGCUGGACCAUCAAGAGAUAAGCGGUACCGACUGGAUCCGUCGAAAAAUCAUGGAGAAGAGACUGCACCCUCACGUGUGUGGUACUUGUUGACCGUCGAACGGCUGAUGAGAGAGGGAGAGAAAUUUCACCCUCGUUGCGAGUGGUACUUGUUGACCGUCGAACGGCUGAUGAGAGAGAGAAAUUGCACCCUCGUUGCGAGUGGUACUUGUUGGCCGUCGAACGGCUGAUGAGAGAGAGAGAGAAAAAUUGCACCCUCGUUGCGAGUGGUACUUGUUGACCGUCGAACGGCUGAUGAUAUAGAGAGAUUUCUUCUGUCCCGAAUCCAAAAUUGUCUGUCUGUAGGGGUAAAGGUAAAAUUAGGAGGAGAUGAAAUGGUACUAUUGAAAGGGCUGGCUUAAGAUUUAUUUAAAUUGAGAGUUGUAAUAAGAGAUUUAAUGCAGUAAAAAAUAUAAGAAUAUUUUUUGCAUGUGAAAAUUGAACACAAGCAUUCGAAUUCUGCUGUUACUGUAAAAUACUCAGCAUAUCCUACAUGAACCAUACCACAAAUGCGGAAGUCUUGCGGAGGUUGAACAAGGAAAGAGAGCUUAUGCUUAUAAUAAAAGAACAGAAAACGCAAUAUUUUUUCACAUCGUGAGAAAUGAACAGUAUGAACUGCUCUAACUUCGAAGGUAAAAUCAUUAGCAAAACGGGACCAGGAAGAAGACGCAACUCUUGUUUAAAAACCUAUGACAAUAGAUGAAUGUGACUUCCAUAGAACUAUUCAGGGCCGCUGCCAAUAAGAUUAAAUGUGCAAAUGUAAUGGCCAACGUCCUUAAGGACAAUGCAUCGUAUGAAGAAGAUUAAACUAAUAUCAAUAUAAACAACACAAAGGUAUUAAUACACAGAAAAAUGUUUUCUGUGGUUAACGAAUACAUUUUUUGCUCAUAGGCAUGACAUAUCCUGAGAGAGUUCAUGAUGAUUUUUAAAACUUUGCAAAGCUUUAUGGCUUUAUCUUUUUGGCAUGUAUCAUUUUAUUAUGUUGUUGAUUCGGCUAUUAAAAAGCUGAAAGAUUCAUAAUAUCCAACGCACUCAUGUCGUUUUUAAUUAAAAAUGUAAAUCAUUUAUAAUCUUAACAAGUCAACUAAAACUGCUGGACGGAAAUAGUGAUGUAAGAGGGAACUUUCACGUGAUUUUGGAACGCCUCGUAUAAAUUUAUUGCAUUUAAUGACUGUUUUCUGUUUCAAGCUAACCUCUAGAAAUAACCAUAUUUGUAUCAUCGAGUCGUUUUCACUGUUAACUGUUACAUAACUUUAGAGGAUACACACUAUUAAGGGCUUCAUCUUACACAUAUCAACAGAACAAUGACAAUUUUAUCAAGAAUUUUAUCUUUUAAAUAGUGUUAGAGGACAUUGCAUUUUUGUUUAUAUUGAUUUAAUAUGUCAAAUUAUUCUGUUUCCUGGAAAAAUUCAUAAAUUGUGCUUGAACAUUAUUAACUUAUAUUGUUCGAACUUAUAAAAAAAGUAUCUAUAUGACAAUGAUCUGUGGGUUAUAAUGACUAAUAGAGAAAGAAAGUAAAUUUUGACAGAAAAAGUAGCAAUUUAUGGAAAAAAAAUGGUAAACAAAACCUUGAAAAACCAUUAUCCCUUUGGUAGGAAUCUCCUAUCACUUUAAUUACAUUUUUUUACAAUAAUUUCUGUCCUGAGAUAAUCUGUUAAAUGUCUACCAUUUAUAUAAUAUACUGUUCAUGAUAUAACCUACUACUUAAAUACCUUCAAUGUGAAUGUAUAAAGAUCUAAUUUUCAAUUUCGAAUGGUUCGGAACUUGAAUACAACCAUGUUGACAUGGUUUUCGAUGCCGGUAUAGUAGAACUUCUACUUACCUACCGGCCAGCAUGACUUGUGACACGAACUAUCUUGACUUGAAGCACAUGUAUCUUUACAGAUGUACUUAUAGUUGUAAUUUUGUAUUCUUACAACAUUAUGUAGGGAAAAAUGGCUUAACAACCUAAUAAAGGCUAAGAAAAAAGAAAUAGUGAUAUAGCAGUGAUACAGUGACAAAUGAACUUCAUGAUGCGACCGUUAUUAUCGAUAUAGUAGAUUCACUAUUUACCUGCAUGCGAGAUAUGGCUAAAAUUUGAAAAGAAGUGGCUGUAUAGUUUGCCCGUUAUGCCAUACAAAAGUUGCUGCUACAGCAUUUAUCCAAUACAACUAGUGACAUUUUUCACAAGAGUUGUUCUCUUUUGGUUAAACCAAUGUUUUCUACUCCAUUUAGAAUAAUGUUCCGUUUUCUUUCUAAACCAGUCUUCUUUAUUGUAAGGUCCUUUUUUAAAAUUCCUAUCUUAUCCAUACAUUAUCAUUGUUAGUAAAAGAAGUUCCAAAUAAAUUCUGUCGAUUAUAUCCCAACUGAUCUUGACUAUUAACACCAAUGCUACGUUUUUGUUAGUACGUGUAAGAUAUAGCCUUUAACUACAUACCCAGGAUCCAAAAAAGAUACCAUAAUAUAUCAGUCAUCUUUGGUACGUGUACAUAGACCACCCGGUUUUGUAUUAUACUGUAAUAUAGUUUCGUUCGUAACAUUUCCAACAUAUAAAAACAGACACUCUUCAACCACCCGCCAUUUUAAUGAUAACACGGUGACGUGUACACUUAUUGAGGAUCACUGCGAUACAUAAUAGUGACCAGAUCUUAGAUUUUUGAAAAAGAAAAGGGAAAAUAGAAAAAGAUGUUUUCGAAACAAUCGAGACGCGCUAUAGAGACAAAAGAAUGGCACAAUUUGGUAAGCUGAGAUAUAAUUGAUGGGAAAUAUCUUUUUCUAGCUUUCUUUUAUUUAAAAAGUGUUCUCUCCGUGGGAUCUGGUCUGUUGGGACACCUACUUAUAUCCCCCCCUCACUCUGCUAGUGAUAUGUAUAUAUUAUGAUAAAAAUAUGAUGUUUUAUGUGUUAAAAUCAUUCUUGAAUUGUAUCACAUGUAUUUAUAUAGGCGAAAAUAAAUAAAGUGUUUAAUAGUGUAAUAAUUGUAAGAUAUCCAUUUUGUACUUAGAAAUUAUUUGUAUUUUGUAAUUUUUAACCAUAUGAAACUAUGAACACCGCAUUGUUUUCGGCCAACGGUUAAGGGAUUCCCAAAAAUCAAUUUUCGAAAAUCAAAAAUAACGUUCUUAAUAGACUAGAACUUUGCAACAGAGGAGAAAAUAUUUUAGUCUUUCUUGAAGUUUCUUGAAGUUAAUGAGUUCAAAAACAUUUAUUUUGUGUCCCAACUAUAGCCGAAAGCAGUGGCGUUCAGUAAAAUCCAGUGUGGAGGGGAGUAAACGGUAAGAAGGCCAAUUCCUUUGAAGAUGGCAGACUGAUGUAAAGAUUACUAAAACAAAAAUGUAAAUUGUAAAUUCCGUUUUGGUUUUCACGUUGUAAAACUGUAUAAUACAUGUGUAAAAAUAUGAGCCGUACAGGUGUCAUGUAAUUAAAAUUGUAAACUAUUGUAUUUCUAAAAUUUUGGAACAGUCUGUUUCAUUGUAAUUUUGAGAGGCGGACACCAAGCGGUUCUCCGCCCCCCGCUUUGUAGGGUAGCUGGAAGGGGAUCACAAAGUUUCUCGAGCAAUUUUCUUAAUGAAAUACGCUAAACGACUUAUAUAACAAUUAUUUCUAUAACAUACUCUUUCGUGACAUCUUAUAUUCUCUUAAAAAGGUUGUACUUUGAAACCUUUACAAGGAUAUUUUGACAGGUGCAAAAACAUCCAUAAAAUUUUUAACAUGAUAAUAAUAUUACAGCAAGAAUUAUAGGAAUUGAUGCGAUAAAUUUGACAUGGCACAAAAUAGUUAUUGGCGCUCCUAAUCAUGGAAAAAUUUUCUUUUAACGAUAGUAUCGUAUACCUCAUAUUCUUUAAAUAAGUCAGUCAUAUUGCUAUAUUUAUCUCAAAGAUCACUCGUGUCACUGUAUCCCUGGUUAUUAGCAUUUACAGUCGGAAAAAUGAAAGAAUACCCAUGAACGAUUACAUCAAUCACAUAUUAUUCAGAUUAUUAAUAAUCUAUCUCUCUCGUUUGUUACUUAUGAAGAAGAAACAGCAAAUACAAAAUAUGUGAAAGGCUAAGAAAUUGAAAAUGGUUAUUAAUUUUCGACAAAAUAUGUGAUUGAUGUGAUCGUUCAUGGGUAUUCUUCUAUUUUUCCGACUGUAUUUUGAUUUUCCUUCACUUUUUGCAAGCCACGUUUCUUCCGAUGCUACUUAUAACUUAUUCCGCUUAUCCUUUCCUUUGUAUUUGUUUAAUACGUAAUAUCUAGAAAAUUUUAUUAAUUUAUAAUAAAUUAGUGAUUCAGCUGAUUUCUUAGGACCAGCAUUUUCAUUUCCAUCCUUUUUUUGGUUUCUGGAUUUUAUAUUAUUAUGUGUUCCUCUUUUUUUUUUGGCUAUUGUCCUUUUUAAAGUGCUCAUUUCUGUCUCGAGCAGAAUUAACCCAUUAACGCCGAGAAAAAUGUUUUUUUGUUUUCAACAAAAUUUAUUAACACUCUUUAAAUGUAACAGUAUUUUGUACAAAACGCAAGAAGCAAAUUGUUUGUAAAUGAAAUAAUUAUUGAGAAAAAAACUGUUCCCAUAUGGGACCACUAGACGCGAACCCGAUAGAUGUUCGUUAAAGGUAGACUUCCGCACCAAGCGACCGAGACAGGAGACCGCGACAGGCGACAGAUAGGGCGCGAUAGACGAUAGUUGGUCGCUGGUCUCGGUCGCGGGCUGCAGAACUACCCAGUUAUAAUUGCAUAGAGAGCAGUCGUGGGGAGACCUCGCCUAUCUGUCGCCUGUCGCGGUCUCCUGUCUCGGUCGCUUGGUGCGGAAGUCUACCUUAAGAGUUACUUGGUAAGAAAAUUGCGAAAACAGUCAAUACAAAGGAUCACAUCAUAUUUGCAGCACACUUUUCUCCCUCGGCUUAAAAAUCCAAUCCGUGCGCAUCUUCUUCUGUUACAGAAAUCACAAAAUGAUUUAAUCCCUCGUACUGAAUAUCUCCAAUUCGAGAGUAAUUUCUUGUAGCUGCGGACACUCUUCCUGGUGUUUUCGGUGGGAUUUUAUAUCUUAUUGGACACAUUUGAAUGAUAGCCUGUGUAAAUUCCAAUUGGCUAAUGUUACGACCAGAUUUUAUAUACAACUUCCAUGCAUUUUUAAUGUUGCAUCCACUAGGUAUGUAAAAAUAGGCCAAUACCAUUUUCUUGGAACUGAUUCCAAUUCGAUAGCAAGAUAAAUCGCUAUCCAUCAAAUCAGUGCCACCAUUAUUGUAUUUUGAAACAAUAUUUUUUGCCUCGCAACAAUAAAUUUUUUUCUCUUGUCUUGAAAACCUUUAAACAGGUCUAGUUGAUGUAAUCUAAAAAGUUCUGAAGGGCUUGAACCAGCAUACUCAUGAGUUAUCAGAGUCUGGAAAAUCAUACACUGUAGGAACCAAAUCCCUUUCUUCGUAAAAAUCUGCAUUUUGCUGCCGCGUGAACAUAAUAAGACCUCCAUCAGUUGGCGAAGAUAGAAUUGCUCUGCUAGUACGAGGUGGAUCUAGUGGUUUCUUCUAUGAUCGUGUAGCCAUCGGUGCCUUCGACUUUGGUAUUAUUCGAAAAUACAAUUUCCGCGCCUGAAGACAGCUGGUUCAGAUUUCAAUUAUCAAUAAAACCCCCGUCAUCUUCAUCUGCCAAAUUUUCGUUUGUCAAAAUGUUAGUAUAUGAAGAUUCUAUGUAAACGGCAGGAACAUCGUUAUUACUUUCGUUUUUCCUCCAAAGCUAUAUCGAGAUCGUCUUUCAAAGAAAUUCCUCUAAAAAUAAGAACAAUAAAAAAGAAUAGUGAAAACAGCAUAUCCAGCAAACCGCCUAGCGGUUCCAUUUGGGAACACCCAUAUUUUUGGCCUAAUUACGAAAAAACCAAAAGAUGAAAUAUUACGAAAAUACGUACAAGUUGUUUAUUAAAGUUUUUAGAAAAUAACAAAAUGUCGAAACCCAAAAGACUCCAUCUUUAAACAAAUAAAUGUUUAAAAACAAUAAAUCUUUGGAUUUCUUAGUUCGGAAACAGAUUCUCUCUUAUACGUAUUCCCAUCCUUCUAAAAAUUGCAAGGAAAAGGGUGAUGAAUGUAGAGACAUGGGGAGUCUACGUAGUUACACUCCACAACAUAUCAAUUCACCGAGGUAAAGAUCAACAAAUCUGCUUCCUAGUACUCGAUACGUGAGUAAAACCGUGGGUAGAUAAAAGGCAUUAUAUUUAAUUUCGAUUCAGAGAUCAUUACCAUCUUUCUAUGGACCAUUUCGAACUCUUUUGUUCUCGUCAGGAAAGCAUAUGUAAUGAUGCUCUAAGCAUCAUUACAUAUGCAUCAUUACAUAUGCUUUCCUGACGAGAACAAAAGAGUUCGAAAUGGUCCAUAGAAAGAUGGUAAUGAUCUCUGAAUCGAAAUUAAAUAUAAUGCCUUUUAUCUACCUUUUUAGAAAAUCUUUUGAAAACAAAAACGAGGAUUCUAAUGCAAAAAGUAAUAAAUAAAACACUUACACGAGACAGAUGACCAUAUUUUGGUACAAACAAAACCAAUCGUAAAUUCAAAAAUUUAUUACACUGGAAAAUAUGUAUCAAACUUAAUUUGAGUGAUACAUUCAAGAAGAAGUAACCUUGAACUACAAAUAGGUCGAAUCUCUCUGCGAAAUUUUACUUAAUAAUAUGGUAAAUAGACUUGGAAGCGUACGCGAGUUGUUGGCUCCAUAUGGUACCCUUGGGCGUUAAUGGGUCAAUUGGACAUUAUUCUAUACAUACAUAUAUACAAUUUUAGAUUAUUUAUUUCUAAUUUAGAAAUUAUGCGAAUAUUGAAAGUUGUCUAUACUUUAUUUCACGUUAAGAACAGCACGUUUGGCCUAUGCAGAUCAGUGUUGUCAGGCAUGUGUUGCUACUAGACUGCCGAUAUAAGAUUCAUUCUCGAUAAGAUAGAAGCGGCAUCAUCGCUCUCUUAUCUUCCAUAAGAAACACAGCACAGUCCUAUCUACGCAACCUUUCGUUCUUAACGUAAAACGCUGUAUAUGUUAUCGUUUCUGAGUAUUUAGCUUUUUGAUCUAUCGCUUUUAUGAUGACCAAAACGAUAGUUGGUGAAUUGUACCUUUGUUGUACUAAGUUUUAGGUCAUAGCCUCGUUGGUUCUUCGUGCAAGUGAUAUUUUAUUAUACAGAAGAAAUUAGUCACGAUAUAGUAUGUGUUAUAGAAAUAGUUUAUAAUAUUUUGAAGCUAUUGCUCGAGGAUAUCAAGUUCACACAAUAUGGCUCUCUGCGAAAAAUACGGCUGUAUAUUAUAUUUAUUAUGCGAUCUGUUUUAAUAUGAAUGUGUAAAUUUAGUUGUCGAGAAUGCAUGCUAGUUUUUAUUAGGAUGGUAAUAUCCAAUAAUAUGUAUAUUGUAUUUCGAUUUUAUUAUUUUUUACCACGGUAGUAAUAAACAAUAAACAAUUCAAUAUCUGCUUUUUUAUGUUCUUUUUUCAGUUUUCUCUGUGUACACACUUUUUAAGGUAGAGCUUUUGUUUCGUUUCUUUUAGUUUUUUAUAUUAGCAAAUGUUGGGAUUGUCAUUAUUAUCCCUAGGGCUAGACUGUUCGAUAUGAUUCACAAAUAAAUGUAACAAUAAUAAUAA